GGGAUUCUCCAGCAGCUUCCCCGUCGCUCCGAGUUUGCCAAUUCCGAGAUGUUUCUCCAAAGCACUGUGGAAGAGCUAGGUCACUGACAUUUUAACACAUGAAGCGUACACUCCACAAUCAGAAACCGCGGUUUAUCAGGCGGUAGUGCGCUGGUAUAUGCACGCUGAAACCGAACGCAAGCAGCACCUACAACAACUGUUGGAUCGAUGCGUGGUUUGGGGUUCCAUUGACAUUGAAGCGUUGAUAACUUCCAGUUCCACUACUGGGCCUUUGCAUGAGGAAUUAACUCAGAUUCUGGACGAUCGACGUAUCGGCUUGACGGGCGGUGGAGCGUUGCUGAAGCGUGCGAUUCCCAAAGACACUAUUUUUUACCAUAUGCGCGAAGGACACCCGCAUCUGCUCCUCCGCUUCGACUUCACCCGUAACGAACUGACCAAGUUGGAUUCCCCGCUGCAGGCGACGCUGGCCAAGUGUUGGUGGAAGAUCAAAGCCAGCGGAUUUGCAGUGGCCGUCGGCCGGGAGCUGAUCGUCGGUACCACGGAUGCGGAUAAGAAUACUGAUACGGAGCCGGAUACGGAUAAGAAUGAGAUGAUUGCCAUGGACUGCACCAAUGGCGCCACCCGCACUCUCAUGGUGAACUCACCUUUCAACGGCUGCAUCUGUGUGGUGGCGGUGGGCAGCGAAGUGUACGGGGCUGCGGGUAAUCAUCCUUUCAACUGGUACUGCUUGGAUGUCGCCUCCGGAAGAAUUCACCGAGCUUCCCAGUUGCCCUUACACAGUUUUGAGAAAUAUACCAUGACAAGUCAUUACAACCGCGCGUCGAUGGAGGCCUACCCCCUUCCUCACGGCAGGAUCUGGUUCCAGUCCGUCGGCUCCUAUUUUCGAAAGCACGAUCAUCAUACGGUGAGCAUGGUGGAGAUGUACGACAUCCACACGAACAAAUGGAGGGAGCUUACGCAGUGGAUGGAUGAAGGAAGGUUCCAUCAUCGCUGCGGUACGGUUGUAUUCCAAGGAGAUCUGUACUACACGGGUGGAUGCGUGGAUACUAAGGAUCCGCACGACUGGGAGGAAAAUGGAAAGGCAGUGACUGCUUGCUAUCGCGUCCCGCUAGACCGCUCCUGGGAACAUGAGCGCAUCGCGGACCUGAACGUCGCCCGUUAUAAUCAUUGUGUUUUCAUCAAGGACGGCCAGAUUUGGGUGUACGGUGGAACGACCCACGUCGGCGGGAACAAUCAGCGGAAACGGGCGUUGACGUCUUUUGAAGCGUACAAUAUCGAGGAUAACGAGUGGAAAGUGGUGGAGGUGGCCAUGUCGAAGGAGCUGCAGACGGAAGUGGCCGGAGGGAAUUUCGCACAGAAAACCGUGUGUUUGCCACUGCAGUAUCACACUCCUAAGGUGUGCGACGGCCGUGAGUGCCAGCGUCGUUACGAGGGCGACGAGUAUGAAUAUUAUUAUGGGGAAUCCGACGAUCCUGACGACCCCCCGUACACUGGCAGAAGCACAUGGCCGGCCGGUUUGGAUGAGUAAUUGUUGUGCUUUAGACGGCUUAUUUCGUUUCUCGAAGCUGAUAUUGUUCUCUACGUCAUAUUGACAUAGUGUUAUCUGCGGAACGUUUUGCACUUUAUUGUACAUACUUACCGCCGUACGCGGGUUUGUUUUUCAUAUUUUUAGUUUAUACAGUUUAUAUGAUUUAGAUAAUCUACAUUUUGGUAUAUGUGCGCGAAUCGGACCGUUCAUACGUACGACCGCGGAACCUACCGAGUACUGUGCAUGCGGAUUGCAUGCAACUGACCACUGGGUGCAUUGAAAAUAUUUUACGGCACAUUCUAUACAAACUUCACGCUAUAAA
Messenger RNA from Paramacrobiotus metropolitanus, 1850 nucleotides. RefSeq lists its product as uncharacterized. Bases 158 to 1528 code for a protein of 456 amino acids. Gene Ontology annotation, molecular function: protein binding. The record is from RefSeq and is a predicted model, not a curated record. Lineage: Eukaryota; Metazoa; Tardigrada; Eutardigrada; Parachela; Macrobiotidae. The transcript is spliced from 3 exons.